AUGUUCAUCCGCAUGUGCCGGAGCAGCACCCGCGUAAAAGGCAAGAUGGACCUUCCUGUGCUCGUCAUUGCUUCGAGGAAAACAAAGACCAAUCUUUCCAAUAACCUGACACAUCAGUAUCUGGCGAGGCACAUCGACUGGCAGCUCUGCGGCGUUGGCGGGGUUUUCUUGUGGAUUCAUUGGCUAUACGAUCUCGUCCCGAUUAGAUACGGCCCUGGAGUGGUACCUCGCCUCAACUUUCGGAAGCCGCGUAAGUGGACCAAGAAGCACCUAUUCUUUGGCAUAAGGAAGCCGAAAGACCCUCCUCCACAGCCGCAAGACGAGAUGAAGUACGUGACUCACAACAACUGGAUCCGCUGGGUCAUGAAACAGGCAGGUUGGAUGUUAAGCAAGGUGACCCACAUUUUCAGACGAUCGGGGGCGCAGGGGCUGAGCGACGACCGUUGCGCCGAUGCAGACAUUGGCGCUCUAGGUGGGUGGGAGCAGGGCGAGAUGCGGAAGGCAUACAUUAUUGGAAUCCCUUUUCAUCCGAUGCUCAUGAUGGCUGGAUUCACCGGAACUCCGGGGGAUUACUACAUCGGCAGAGCACACGCUGUUCUCCCAGUCAAAAAGGAGUGGAAAAAGCUGAAGAAGCUUUUCAGAAAGCACAUCUUCCCCUGGGCCGAGAAGCAGUUGAAAAAGGGAGAGCACAAGACAGCGAAGCUUCUCGCAGAGAACCAUUGCUUGCGGAAGCAGAAUGGGCAGAAGGACGUCCUCACCGCCGAGCUUCAGGCCGAAAACCGUGCGUUGAAGAGCGACAAAAAGAGUCUCCUGGAGCAGCUGGAACAGCUCAAGGCCGAGUUGGCCGCUCUCACGGUUUCCUCGGCGGGCAAAGUUGGCGCCGACAACUCUGCCGCAAGAGCUGCGGGCUCCUCGAAGAUGGAGAAAGGUGGAGCUGGCCCAUCAGCCCCAGAGCCAGCUGCACCUACUCCAGAGAUUGUCUACUUCGACAGUGUAGUGAGUCCGUGGCGUGACAGCACCACAGUGGCAGACGCAUGGGCGCUGUGGAACAAGUCAAGUUUCCUUGUGGAAGGCCGAACACUGCGUGCAGUUGCAGAGGAUCCUGGAUUUAUCGUUAAAUGGGCACAUUUCAAGAGGGGAGAGGAAUGCGAGGACGAGAAAGGCAAGUUCAAGCCCACCGUGCGUCUGGCCGCCAAGGAUGGCACAUGUGAAAAGAAGCUGCGUCGCAUCCACAAAGCUAUGUUAGCGGUGGAGAAGUUCAGGGUGGACGACUCGUUGGAGGCGACGACCAAUGCCGUGAACGUGCUCGACGAGGUGUUGUUCCAGACAUCUCCCACGGUUUUCGCAGAUGGGCUAAUCGUUAAGGAGAAGAGGGGCACGAAGAGGCAGCGAACAUCGACGGUUGGGGGGAAUAGCCUCACGGACGAUGCGCAAGAGAGGGUCUCGUACCUUCACGUGCUGAAUGGUCUGCGCGACUACACGUGGGGGCAAGAACUCUUCGGCAAAGCCAAGUGGAUGACGAUCAAGGACGUUUAG
This is a messenger RNA of Closterium sp. NIES-65, 1536 nucleotides long. Lineage: Eukaryota; Viridiplantae; Streptophyta; Zygnematophyceae; Desmidiales; Closteriaceae. The record is from the annotation of a GenBank genome assembly.